This is a messenger RNA of Dovyalis caffra, 285 nucleotides long. Lineage: Eukaryota; Viridiplantae; Streptophyta; Magnoliopsida; Malpighiales; Salicaceae. The record is from the annotation of a GenBank genome assembly.
AUGCCUACAAUAGAAGAGGUCCGUGCCCAAGAAGUUUGGAAUAACCGUGCUGUUUGCAAUGUUGCUAGUGGAGUCAUGGGAGUUAUGGUCUUGGUUUUCUCAGCUGCUGAGUAUGUUGUUGAGAAGGCUCGGGCGAAGCUUGACACCACCAAUAUAAUUAUUAUUGGAUGUGUCACCGGAGGUACAAUGCCAGCAAAAGGUGUCUCGAAAGCUGCAUGCGUUGGUUGUGUUGGGUUUGCUGCAUUCUCAAUUUUGAUAGAGAAAUUCCUAGACAGACAUACUUGA